CAGCUGGCGGAAUCUGCUUUGUGACGGCUUAUUUUUUUUCUUUUAUUAGUUUGUAUAUCAAUGCCUUGGCUCGAACCGUUCGCGCUCAUUUGCCUCAAGACUGUGCCGGGGGGUGGAGUGUUAUCGUGCAGCAUUUGAUUAGCGCAAAUCAACCAGAAGAACCAGUAAAUGCUGCACCUGGUGGGUCUUCUCCUGCUUGCUCAAGCUGUUGUCAUCAGUUGCUGUUCAUGUUCCGAUACGACCGGUGUCCGCAGGGUCAUCGUCGACCAGGAUGGAGGCGGUGACGAUGCCUGGGCCCUGCUGAUGCUGCUGAUGAACGAGAAGCAGUACAACGUCAAAGUGGAAGCCAUUACCUGUGCGGAUGGCAACACUGGUUUGGAGAAUUCUGUCAGGAAUGCUGCAAGAAUUUUGGACGGUAUCGGAAGACGGGAUGUACCGUUGUAUCGUGGGGCUAGCGAGCGAUUGAUAACUCCUGCUCCCAGUAGGGAUGUUAAUGGAUACUUCUGGGGACAUGAUGGAUUUGGUGAUGUGCGUUUCGGGAGUGAACCGGAUUUGCGGACUAUUUCCGAUGAACAUGCUGUGGUGAAGAUGUACGAACUGAUUCGGAAGUAUCCAGGACAAAUUACCAUUCUUUGUUUGGGACCUUUGACCAACCUGGCGAUGUUGUUCAAAAUGUUCCCCAAAGUGAAGGGCGAUAUUGCCGGAAUCUACAUUCUUGGAGGCAAUCGGAACGGUGUUGGUAAUACGGACUUCGCAGCGGAGUUCAACUUCUUCACCGAUCCCGAGGCGGCCAACAUCGUGGUGAACAAUGCACCGGUGAUCUUGAACAUAUUCCCGUGGGAAACAGUUCUCCAGCUGGAAACGGAUUUUCCAAUGGAUUGGAGGAACGAAGUGUUCAAGGUGCCCAGAAACAAAGCCAUUCAGGUGUUGAAUGACGUGGAAGCAGUGGUAUACGCGAAUAUCAGCGCUUGGCAGCCUUGUGAUAUGUACGCGGCAGCGAUUUUUCUGGACAACUGUUUGAUAACUUCUGCCGUUGCGUAUAGGGCAGAUGUGGAACUGAGCGGAAGAGUGACUCGUGGCAUGUUGGGUAUUCUAUACCACGAUGAUAAUGAGAAUCAUUUCAAUGUGAAUAUCACUGACGCUAUUGAUACAGACACGUUCAAGCAGAUGGUGGUAGAGUUGAAUCGAGAACCUGGCGAAAAGGGUGUGGAUGUUCGACCGCAUCGGACUUGAAAUGUGGAAGGUACGAAAUCAAAAACA
Messenger RNA from Aedes albopictus (Asian tiger mosquito), 1260 nucleotides. Its product is annotated as inosine-uridine preferring nucleoside hydrolase-like. The record is from RefSeq and is a predicted model, not a curated record. NCBI's taxonomy places the organism in Eukaryota, Metazoa, Arthropoda, Insecta, Diptera, Culicidae. Gene Ontology annotation, molecular function: hydrolase activity, hydrolyzing N-glycosyl compounds. The coding region runs from base 169 to 1233 and encodes 354 amino acids. The transcript has 3 exons.